AAUUAUUGCUUACUCCAACUGAAUUUUCACAGUCUGAUAAUGAAUUGCCAGACUAUUAUGAACUAUCCGAUAACUAUGAAACAACAGAUGAUGAGCAUUUAAAUAAUGAAUCAGUUGUUUCUCAAGAAUAG
Molecule: messenger RNA, 131 nt
Organism: Dentiscutata heterogama
Lineage: Eukaryota; Fungi; Glomeromycota; Glomeromycetes; Diversisporales; Gigasporaceae
Source: the annotation of a GenBank genome assembly